UUUCCAACAAACUUUUCUUUUCAAAUAUUUGUCCCCCUCAAUUAUCAAAAUUUUCUCUUCCUUUAUAACAUGAACUUUUAUUAAACAAAAAUUAUAUAAAUAUCUGCUAACUUUCAAAAAAAUUUAAAAAGUGCGGGUACAAGGUUUCAAAAUUCCGGCCAUCGGCGAGCAGAAUCUCGAAUUGUGCCAGUUUAAUAUGUAAAAAGUGUUUGCUGUUCUUCUCGGCAAGAUAUUCACGGCCAUUCUUCUGAGCCCUAUUGGUUUGCUGUCAUGGCGGUCCUCGAGCGCAAUGGCAACCUGAACAUUUGGUGGUUUCCCAGGGAGUUCAGUCAGUCGCGCUACGGCGAAUUCCAUCACAGUGGCACCAAUUCGUGUACUCUAAUCACGCUUCUUCUGGCCAAUAUGGUCGCGCAAAAGGGACGUGGAUUCUAUUGCCAACGUAUGCAGGAUCUACCGCCGCGUGCUGUUGAAAUAUUCGCCGAAGCGAUAAAUAAAGGUAACAGCGCUUACGCUCACCUCAUCACCGGUCAAGCAGGCCAUGCCAGUGCUGUGUCGUUACAAAUGUCGAAUAAUCAAAAUCUCAAUAUACCGGAUGCUUUGAAUGUACUGAAGAAUCAACCCCAUUUCCGUUUAAAGGAGUGGUUCUUCACGCACAUGCAAGCCGAUCCGGAACGUGAGACAUGUCGCACAAUUGCACUUCGACUGUUGCAGACGCUGAAUAAUGGUUUGCAAUUAUUUCGACGAGCAUGCAAGCCCAAUGAGCAUUUCCUUUUCGCCGCCAUGAUUUCCGACAAUCGCACUGUCCUAUUUAUUAUCGAAUUUCCUGCCAACAUUGUCACCUUCUUCGAUUCCCAUCAGCAUGGGCGUGACGCGGGCGCAGUCGUGGCGCAAUGUAACUUUCGUGAUAUUUUCGAUAUGAUGAACUGGUUUGUGACUAUGAAUCGCGAUGUUUACUCCAGCCAACCGAGCAUUUAUGAAGUCUCAUUUCUCCUGCCCGAUCCCUCUGGACUGCCAAAGCCAGGAAAGUCAGAGAAAUUCGAAGUAAAUAGCAACACCAAAAGUACAUCGCUUAGCAAGAAAAUACAAAAGAAGUAAAGAAGAAACGAUAAACUGAGGGCGGUGGGUGGCAGGUAAACAGCGCUCUUCAUUGAUGACUGUGCACAGUUGAGGCCGCCGCUUUCUAUACCAGCCAGUGUACCACAAAUUGUCAAGUGAAAAUGUUUAUUUCGAGUUAAAAUGAAAAUCGCGAAAAUGCAAAUGUAAAUAUAUCUCGGCUUCUGUCUGUAAAUCUUUUUAUUUUGUGAUUUUUAACACUUAAACCUACAGUAAAACAAAUAAAAAUUCCAUAGCCGCAGC
Molecule: messenger RNA, 1356 nt
Organism: Anastrepha obliqua
Lineage: Eukaryota; Metazoa; Arthropoda; Insecta; Diptera; Tephritidae
Exons: 1
Coding region: 271-1095 (274 amino acids)
Source: RefSeq, a predicted model, not a curated record